AAGCUGCUGCCGGUGGUAUCUGUCGGCCUCAUUAUCACCAUUUCUUGGUUCCAGCAAAUUGCUAUCCACUUUUCAAAGCUGAGUGGGACAUAAACCAAGAGAGGCUUCAGAGGUCCUCGGAGGGAGCAGGCAUCAACAAAACAAGCCCUUGGACAACUUUCACGUGUGAGAUGCUUCUAUGUCUGAAUGUGCUGGGGCUGCUUUUCCUGCAGGCCGCCCUUUCAAGCCCCAGGCCGCUCACCACGCCGUCCAGAGGAUGUCUGGGCUGCAAGGGAAAGCCUUCCCAAACGCCGGGAGAUUUAAACAUCAGCACUCUGGCUGCGGGAGAGCCGUGCGGGGUCUACACGCUCAGCUGUGCCAGCGGCCUGCGUUGUGCACCUGCGCCGAGCGACCCGCGGCCCCUCCGCACCCUGCUGGAGGGCAGGGGGGUCUGCAGCAACGUCAGUGUCAUCAGUUGGACGGAAAAGAGCCAGACUGCAGAUCCAGCACCUACUGAUGAUCCGGAGGAGGCUCCAUGUCGAAAGCUGCUAACAACACUUAUUAGAGGCCUGGAUACCCAUUUAUUCAAAUCGCAUCAUGACAUCUACAUGCCUAAUUGUGAUAAACGCGGCUUCUUCAGAAAGAAGCAGUGUUGGUCCUCCCGAGGUAAACAACGCGGUCGGUGCUGGUGUGUGGACGAGAGUGGCAUGCCAGUGACGUCACAUAAACACAAAGGCAGUCUGGCUUGUUGAUCCAUCUCAGAUUAAAGCAAAAAGAGACUAAAAGCUUUGUUGGUUGAAGAAAGAGGACCUGAAGGAAUUCACCUCCCAUACUCCAUGAGCCGGAUGCUGAUUCAUGUGCAACUUUGACUGUUGGCGCCCUCUAGCGACUACCCAGCGAACUGUUAUGCUCAGGCAGUCGUGUGCACAGCAGUGACAGGCACCGGUCACAAUGUUAGGUACACCUGUACAAACACAUGAGAUCCAAUACAGGAACAGGGACGUCUCUAAGACUGAGGUAUUAUAUUAGCAAUUACCACUUGUAGUGGUAAUAUAUAACUGUUUUUACAAUGGGAAGUUUUUAGAUUAGGUUAGAUAGAACUUUAUUGAGCACACGGCAGCAACAUUUUAUGUAGUAUACAUGACAAUAUUAGCAAUAAAAAGUUAAAUAUUCAGCGUAAUUUUAGCUCUAGUAUUGGAUCUCAUUAAGAUUGUGCAGCUGUCCCUAGAGAAGUGUCCGGUGUUUUUAUUUUUGUUAUUUUUGCCAAGUGUCACAUUAUAACAAUGUAAAAGAAUCAUUUACCAAUUACAAGAAAACGUUGUGUAUUGUUUGCAUAUAUCAUUUUCUAUAGCAUAUUUAUACAAAUCCAUAUUUUUACACCACUGCUAUUGUAUACAUAUAUUUGUACUCUUAUUUAUGGUCUCUUUCAUCCUUAUUUAAGGCAGUACUGAUAAGUAAUUAAGGGGUUAACAAAUGCUAAUUUGCAGGCUAAUAAAGAG
Molecule: messenger RNA, 1478 nt
Organism: Dunckerocampus dactyliophorus (ringed pipefish)
Lineage: Eukaryota; Metazoa; Chordata; Actinopteri; Syngnathiformes; Syngnathidae
Product: insulin-like growth factor-binding protein 6
Exons: 4
Coding region: 171-731 (186 amino acids)
Biological process (GO): regulation of insulin-like growth factor receptor signaling pathway
Cellular component (GO): extracellular region
Molecular function (GO): insulin-like growth factor II binding; fibronectin binding; insulin-like growth factor I binding
Source: RefSeq, a predicted model, not a curated record